AUGAGGCCAUCUGAGAGGCCCGCAUCAGUUUCUCCGGAGACAGCGCCACUCUCUAUCGAUAUAGUAAGGAGCAGUCUGCGCAGGUAUUCGAGAGCGAGCAUCUGGGGGGAGGACAGUCCUCUAUAUGCACCUGCGCUACCAGAACCUGCGUGGGUCGGACUCCCCUCGGCCGUAGAGCCCCAAUUCUAUGAAUGGAUCAUAUACCGACCCUGGGCAGCAGAUGAGUACAACCUCUUACCUCUUAUUGUCAGCAGAGUUAGAACCCUUGUACACUGGUACUUUUGUCCAGAGGGAAGAGUAGAUGAAGGCAAAAGGCGAAGACGACGAACCCAGCAGAAGAAGAAGAAGAAGAAGCGUCCUAAGAAGCGUAAGUAA
Nannizzia gypsea CBS 118893 is the source of this 375-nucleotide messenger RNA. RefSeq lists its product as hypothetical. The coding region runs from base 1 to 375 and encodes 124 amino acids. Lineage: Eukaryota; Fungi; Ascomycota; Eurotiomycetes; Onygenales; Arthrodermataceae. The transcript is spliced from 2 exons. The record is from RefSeq and is a predicted model, not a curated record.